Messenger RNA from Thunnus maccoyii (southern bluefin tuna), 5894 nucleotides. RefSeq names its product ATPase plasma membrane Ca2+ transporting 3b (gene atp2b3b). Gene Ontology annotation, cellular component: membrane; intracellular membrane-bounded organelle. NCBI's taxonomy places the organism in Eukaryota, Metazoa, Chordata, Actinopteri, Scombriformes, Scombridae. The record is from RefSeq and is a predicted model, not a curated record. Gene Ontology annotation, biological process: regulation of cytosolic calcium ion concentration; calcium ion transmembrane transport. Gene Ontology annotation, molecular function: P-type calcium transporter activity; ATP hydrolysis activity; PDZ domain binding. The transcript is spliced from 26 exons. Bases 1178 to 5134 code for a protein of 1318 amino acids.
CCCUCCCCGCUCGGUUCCUCUAGCUGAUGCUGCGACCGAGCUCCUGUGCGCGCGGGCUCUCGCAGCGCUCAACCCUCCUUCCCCUCCUCCUCCACCAAAGAUGUCGCAUGAGCUUCUCCUCUCACCGCGGCGUUUCUUUUCUUUUUCUCCCAGUGUCCUUAACAGUUAACCGAAUUCAUUCAAAUUAGCAGCUCUCAUAGCUGGGAGCAGCUACCCCUCGUCCAGCUGCCCCCCCCCUCUCACCCCCCUCCCCACAACGGAGGUGUUUAAACCCUCAGCCCGGCGCAUCCUCUCUCUCUCUCUCUCUUUUCACUCUCUCUCUCUCUCUCUGUCUCUCUCUCCUCAAACCGCCGCAGAACUCAGCCGACCAACCGUCAGGUGACCGCGCGGGGAGGAAUAUUCAUCAGCACCGUCGUCGUCGUCUCUCAUCCUUCCAUUCCUUCGGACUCCAGGCAACCGGAGCUGCAGCCGCCCUGGUCCCCCCUGUAUCCUCUCAUCCGGUGUGGGACAUUCUCCGCUCCACUCACACGCAGAUUAACGGGGAUUCUGCCUCCCCGCCCGCGCGUUGAUGCUGAUGUCCUUGAGCUCGGCCUGCACGGUGAGUCGGUCCUGGUGGUGCAGCAGUAACUACCUCUGAACUGGAUCCACUUCCUGUCUCUGAUUUAUCAGCCGCCUUUGCCUCGCUCGCCCCUCUCUCCAUCCAUCCAUCAUCCCUUCAUUCCUGCCUGUCAGUCUAUCAGCCUGUCCGUCCAUGGACUGGCCGUGACCCUGGAGGGAGGGGGACAGAAACGAGGAAAGAGCGGAGUUGCAGAGGAGACGAAGGAAAAGAAAGCUGGAUUCAUUCAGACGUCACGCUUCUGAAGUACCCCUGCUCGCUGUCCUUCAUCCCCCUCACCCUCCUCCUCCGAUUAUGGAGAAUUAAAGGAGCAGUGGGAGGCUAGGCCAAGAUAGUGAGAAGAAAAAAAAAACAACACCCCUUCAUUGCCCUUUUAAUUAAAAAAAGGGGUUAGGUUUAUCAUUAUAAUUAAACAUUUUUAAGCAAGAAAUCAAGACAGAACCGAGACUCUGACUGUUGAGCACAUGAGCCACUUUCCACCAACCAAACAAAAGGGGAACUGAGUUGAGGACAGACUACGGAGAGAAAGGAGGACCAAAAUAGAAAAAGAAACUUUCUGACAUGUCAACAACAGCCACAAUGGGUGAAAUGGCAAACAGCGCGGUGGAGUUUUAUCCCAAAGGGACUCGAGGAGGGGGUGGAGGUGGAGGAAGGGCAGAUGGCCGCCAUGCAGGGGGAGACUUUGGGGUCACGGUCGAAGAGCUGAGGGAGCUGAUGGAACUCCGAGGGGCUGAUGCCCUGAAUAAGAUCCAGGACAGCUACGGAGACACAGAGGGGCUCUGCCAGAGACUACAGUCCAGCACCACUGAUGGUCUCAGUGGGGACCCAGCAGACCUGGAGCGUCGGUGCCAGACGUUCGGCCAAAACUUCAUCCCCCCAAAGAAGCCCAAGACUUUCCUUGAGCUUGUGUGGGAGGCUCUACAGGAUGUCACGCUCAUCAUCUUGGAGAUUGCUGCCAUCAUCUCCCUUGCACUCUCUUUCUACCAACCUCCUGGAGAGGAAACCCAUUCAUGUGGGAACUUGGCUGCGGGCGCAGAGGAUGAAGGCGAGGGUGAGGCCAACUGGAUCGAGGGUGCGGCCAUCCUGCUCUCUGUUGCGUGUGUCGUCCUGGUGACAGCGUUUAAUGACUGGUCCAAAGAGAAGCAGUUCCGGGGUCUACAGAGUCGGAUUGAGCAGGAACAGAAGUUCACUGUUGUGCGGAAAGGAAAUGUCAUCCAGAUCCCCGUGGCUGACAUGGUGGUGGGGGACAUGGCCCAGGUCAAAUACGGGGACCUGCUGCCAGCUGAUGGUGUCUUGGUCCAAGGCAACGAUCUGAAGAUAGAUGAGAGCUCUCUCACAGGAGAGUCUGACCACGUACGCAAGUCUGUGGAUAAGGACCCCAUGCUGCUCUCAGGUACCCAUGUGAUGGAGGGCUCAGGAAGGAUGCUUGUGACGGCUGUUGGUGUCAACUCGCAGACGGGCAUCAUCUUCACUCUGCUGGGUGCCGGAGAGGUGGAGGAAGAUGGUAAAGAAAAGAAAGAGGACAGUGCUCAGUUGCUCAUCUCUACAGAUGCCAGUCACAGCACAGUCACCAAUGGAAAACAACCUGAUGGAGCUGUGGAGAACAAUCAGAACAAAGCCAAGAAGCAGGACGGGGGUGUUGCCAUGGAGAUGCAACCCCUGAAGAGUGCAGAGGGAGGGGAGGUAGAGGACAGAGAGAAGAAGAAGACCAGCGUUCCAAAGAAAGAGAAGAGUGUGUUACAGGGCAAGCUUACCAAACUGGCUGUUCAAAUUGGCAAAGCAGGUUUGGUGAUGUCGGCCAUCACUGUCAUCAUUCUGGUCCUGUACUUUGUCAUCGACACGUUUGUUGUCAAAGGUCAGGCGUGGCUGACAGAGUGUACUCCGGUCUACAUCCAGUACUUUGUCAAGUUCUUCAUCAUUGGAGUCACUGUGUUGGUGGUGGCUGUCCCAGAGGGCUUACCUCUCGCUGUCACCAUCUCUCUGGCUUACUCUGUCAAGAAAAUGAUGAAGGACAACAACCUUGUUCGCCACCUGGAUGCAUGUGAGACCAUGGGCAAUGCCACAGCGAUCUGCUCCGAUAAGACUGGCACCCUCACCACCAACCGCAUGACUGUGGUGCAGGCUUACCUUGGUGAUGUGCACCAUCGUGUGAUCCCGGACCCUGGACAGCUCAACCCCCGGACACUGGAUCUGUUAGUCAAUGCUAUCGCAAUCAACAGCGCCUACACUUCCAAGAUCUUGCCGCCUGAUGUUGAGGGGGGUCUGGCUAAGCAGGUGGGAAACAAGACGGAGUGUGGCCUGCUGGGAUUUGUAUUAGACCUACAGCAGGACUACACCCCUGUCAGAGAGCAGAUCCCUGAGGAGAGACUGUACAAGGUGUAUACAUUCAACUCAGUACGUAAAUCCAUGAGCACAGUGAUCAAGCUACCAGACGGUUCUUUCCGCCUCUACAGCAAAGGAGCCUCUGAGAUCAUGCUGAAGAAGUGUUCCUACAUCCUAGAUGCCAAUGGAGAAGCACGCAGUUUCCGCCCACGUGACAGAGAUGAGAUGGUCAAACAGGUGAUUGAGCCGAUGGCAUGUGAGGGGUUGAGGACCAUUUGCAUUGCAUACCGUGACCUGCCGUCCAAUCCGGAGCCAGACUGGGAAAAUGAGGCAGAAAUAGUGACAGAGUUGACCUGCAUCACUGUGGUUGGGAUAGAAGACCCUGUACGGCCUGAGGUGCCCGAGGCCAUCCGUAAGUGUCAGCGUGCGGGCAUCACAGUGCGGAUGGUGACUGGUGAUAACAUUAACACAGCCAGGGCCAUCGCCGCUAAAUGUGGCAUCAUCCACCCUGGGGAUGACUUUAUCUGUCUAGAGGGCAAAGACUUCAACCGACGGAUCAGGAAUGAGAAAGGAGAGAUUGAACAGGAACGUAUUGACAAAAUCUGGCCCAAACUCCGUGUGUUGGCUCGAUCUUCGCCAACCGACAAACACACACUGGUCAAAGGCAUCAUUGACAGUAGCAUCAUAGAACAGAGGCAGGUUGUCGCAGUAACAGGAGAUGGAACCAAUGAUGGGCCAGCUUUGAAGAAGGCUGAUGUGGGCUUUGCCAUGGGUAUUGCGGGGACAGAUGUGGCUAAAGAGGCAUCUGACAUCAUCCUGACUGAUGACAACUUCAGCAGCAUUGUGAAGGCGGUGAUGUGGGGACGAAAUGUCUACGACAGCAUCUCCAAGUUCCUGCAGUUCCAGCUCACGGUCAAUGUAGUGGCUGUCAUAGUGGCCUUCACCGGGGCCUGCAUCACUCAGGACUCUCCACUGAAGGCCGUGCAGAUGCUGUGGGUGAAUCUGAUCAUGGACACGUUUGCUUCUCUGGCCCUGGCCACUGAGCCCCCCACUGAGGCUCUGUUGCUACGGAAACCAUAUGGCCGGAACAACCCGCUCAUCUCCCUCACCAUGAUGAAGAACAUCCUAGGCCACGGAGUGUACCAGCUGGUCAUCAUCUUCACUCUGCUGUUCAUAGGUGAGCGCAUGUUUAACAUUGACAGUGGCCGCAACGCUCCACUCCACUCCCCUCCAUCUGAGCACUACACUAUCAUCUUCAACACCUUCGUCCUCAUGCAGCUUUUCAACGAGAUCAACGCUCGCAAGAUCCACGGAGAGAGAAACGUCUUUGAUGGCAUAUUUGCCAACCCCAUCUUCUGCUCCAUCGUUCUGGGGACCUUCGCCGUGCAGAUCGUGAUUGUGCAGUGGGGAGGGAAGCCCUUCAGCUGUGCCCCUCUCAACAUGGAGCAGUGGCUCUGGUGUCUGUUCGUGGGAGUUGGAGAGCUGCUCUGGGGGCAGGUGAUCGCCACGGUACCGACGGAGCGGCUGCCAUGCCUGAAGGAGGCGGGUCUGGGCCUGGAGCCGGGGGAGGAGGAAGGAGAGGAGCUGGCAGAAGAUGAGGAGGAGAUCGACUGCGCGGAGAGAGAGCUGCGUCGUGGACAGAUCCUCUGGUUCAGAGGCCUCAACCGCAUCCAGACCCAGAUGCGAGUGGUGAAAGCAUUCCGUAGUUCGCUGUACGAGGGCCGGGAGAAACCGGAAUCCCGCAACUCCAUCCACAACUUCAUGGCCCAUCCAGAGUUCCUCAUCAAUGACCUCAUCCACAAUAUCCCACUGAUCGACGACACCGACGUGGACGAUGAAUCAGAGCUCAGCAGAUACCAGCACCUGCACCCGGCCCUCCGCAAACCUCCGCCCCCUCCCACCCAGCCCCAGCCCCCGGCCCGCACCCACCCCACCCGCCCCUAUCGCCAGUACAGCCUCCCGGUGACCCCGUGCAACCGAAACAACAACAACAACAGCAGCAGCAGCAGCAGCAGCAGCAGCAUCAGUUCAACGGUCACCCGAGGCAACAAACACAGCACCAACGCAGUUACCCCCGUCAUCCAGAGCCCCCAUCACCACCGCCAACACCACCACAACCAUAAUGGCAGAGACAGGCUGUUGAAGCCAUUCGCCCCUCACCUGGCCCACCUCUACUGCGUGGAAACCUCCUUAUAACUGAGCUGAACUAGGGUUUAAGAGGGGGGGAAAGGGAACAGAGUUCUUGGGGAGGGGAGGAAGGGGGGGCAGAAGAGAGGGCUGAGGACACACACAUGACAUUUCCAUCUGAUCUCCCUUACGACAAGCUAACAGGAGGGGGCAAAGGACAAGGGAGGUGCAGGAGGGAGUGGACAAUGACCGGAGACUUCUGCUCGCAACUCCCUGGGAACAUUGCGACUUUCCCGCCCUUUGCCCCUCUUGCUCCAGCCCUCUCAGUCUGACCUCCACCAACUCCCUAUAACCCCACCUCCACCCUCUCAAACCCACCGCCGGUCUCUCUCAAACCCUCCCACCCCACCUCGACCUCACGCACACUCGUUUCACACACUCACAGUUCUGCUCUCUGCCACGUUGUCCUGAGUGACGGUGGGUCGGGGGACGGAGGAGGAUAGACAUCAAAAAAAAAAAAAAAAUACACAGAACAAAGGUUCAGCAGAACAGGGCCAUGUGGCUAUGGGGGCUGACUCACUCUGUUUCUGUUCAUCCUUAAUGUUGUUGUCACCUUCCUUCCUGACAUGACACCACAGUCACCAGUCAUCAUUGACCUGGCUGUAAUCUGCAGCCACUUCCAAACCACUACUUUGUUUGCGAUAUAAGUAACACUUUGUUAAAGCUUUAACUAGACUUCUGUCAUUUCCAUCCUCUGAUUUGUUUCUUUCUUAACAUAAUGGUGCUCAUUCAUUUCUUUCUUUUUACAUUGCUUUAUUUAUUUAUCUCU